Molecule: messenger RNA, 1606 nt
Organism: Cannabis sativa
Lineage: Eukaryota; Viridiplantae; Streptophyta; Magnoliopsida; Rosales; Cannabaceae
Product: probable amino acid permease 7
Exons: 7
Coding region: 131-1561 (476 amino acids)
Cellular component (GO): plasma membrane
Source: RefSeq, a predicted model, not a curated record
ACGUUUUUGUCGUUAGAAACAUAUGAAAAAACCUCAGAAGAGUCAAAGGUCAACAACUUCAUACUUAAAACUUCAUACAGAUCUCUCUUCUCUGUAAUGAAUUUCUAUUAAAAACAAGAAAGAGAGAGAAAUGGGUGUUGAAGAAGAAGAAGAAGAAGAGCUAUCACCAUUUGUAAAAACAUUUUCUUCAUUUGACAAUGAAUCUGUAUCUGAAUCUGAAUCAAACCACCCUACAAUCAGAAAUGGGACUACAUGGACUGCUGUGGCUCAUAUCAUAACAGGGGUUAUUGGAGCUGGAGUAUUAUCACUCUCAUGGAGUAUAGCUCAAUUGGGUUGGAUUGCAGGGCCUUUCUUAAUCUUAAUCUUUGCUCUAAUCACCAUUGUUUCAGCAAAUCUUUUAUCUGAUUGUUACAGAUACUCAAAUCCUCAUUUGGGUUUUGACCAAUAUCGUUGUUCUUCAUAUAUAGAAGCUGUUAGGUUAUACUUAGGGGAAAAAUCCCAAUAUGUGUGUGGAGUGUUUUUGCACCAAGGCUUGUAUGGAUGUGGGAUUGCUUAUACCAUUACAGCUGCCACCAGCAUCAGAGCGAUCCAGAGAUCAAACUGCUACCACGAAAAGGGGCAUGAAGCUACAUGUUCAUAUGGAGAUGUUCAGCACAUGCUUGUAUUUGGAGCUAUUCAGAUUGUAAUGUCUCAGAUACCAGAUUUUCAUAACAUGACAUGGCUUUCUGUUAUGGCUGCAGUUAUGUCUUUCAUCUACAGCUUCAUUGGAUUCGGACUUGGUUUCGCUAAAGUCAUAGAGAAUGGUACAAUUCAAGGGAGCAUAACAGGAGUUCCAGCCUCAAAUAUCGCUAACAAAUUAUGGUCAGUCUUCCAAGCACUUGGGGAUAUCGCUUUCGCCUAUCCAUACUCGGUUAUUCUUCUUGAGAUUCAGGAUACAUUGAAGUCACCUCCAGCAGAAAACCAGACCAUGAAGAAGGCUACGAUGAUUUCGGUCUUCUUGACGACCUUGUUCUAUCUAUGUUGUGGUUGCUUUGGAUAUGCAGCGUUUGGAAAUGACACGCCGGGGAACCUCUUAUCAGGAUUCGAGUUUUUUGAGCCUUAUUGGCUCAUAGGUUUCGCUAAUGCUUGCAUUGUUCUUCACUUAGUGGGAGGAUAUCAGAUGUUCAGUCAACCAAUAUUUGCAGUUAGCGAAAAAUGGCUCAGCAAGAACUACUCGAACAAUGAAUUUGUGAAGAAUUUCUACACUUUGAAACUGCCAUUACUGCCGCUCGUUCAACUAAAUCCAAUGAGACUAUGUUUCCGAACAGCUUAUGUAGUGUCGACCACAGGAAUCGCAAUGUUGUUUCCUUAUUUCAACCAAGUUUUGGGAGUGUUAGGUGCCAUGGGAUUUUGGCCAAUGAUUAUACAUUUCCCAGUUGAAAUGUACUUUGUAAAAAACAAAAUUGAAGCUUGGACAAGACAAUGGAUUGUUCUUAGGAUAAUUAGCUUUGUUUGCUUUCUUGUGACUGUUGUUGGGGUCAUGGGUUCUCUUCAAGGACUUGUAAGUGCCAAACUUGGUUAACUUAAAACUAAUAUAGAGAUAGAGACAUCAAAUAUUCUUAUACUA